Symbiodinium pilosum is the source of this 2252-nucleotide messenger RNA. The record is from the annotation of a GenBank genome assembly. Lineage: Eukaryota; Dinophyceae; Suessiales; Symbiodiniaceae.
GUAUCUACCGCCUUCCCAAGGCUAUCCACGGAGCAGACUGCUCUGUCACCUGGGACGUUCCUUUGCUGGCCUUGCCAAACCCAGCAGAUGGUGGAAAGGUUUUGGGUUUCCUCAUGGAGCUUCGAACUGACCCAGCCAAGAACUGCACAGGACUGCCGACAGGUGACAGCUUGAACGAAGACCGGACGGUCGAGGAGGCCCUGGCAGAAAAAAAGCCGAAGCCGCUUCGCCGGGGUCAUGUCUGGCACGCUUUCGAUGAGUCGCGCUUGGCACGAAAGACCCUGCCCAUGCACUUGUCCACCUACCAUCCCCUCAACUCGCCCUGCCGGAGUGAAUCUGUGGUCAGUGCCUUCCUUCUCCAGAAUGCCACGCAGAUCGUCACAUGCGGCCACUUCCCAUCCAUGUCAGAGCCAGACCAGGUGGUGUGGAUCAGCAGUGCUACAGGGGAGCGGCUGCGGUCCGCUGCCCUACCUGGCUGGGCCAGCGUCUGCCGUGAGGCUCCAGGUGUGGGGGCUGUUGGUCUCCUUGCAGCGGGAGACUUCGGCCUGUUGGCCCUGAGUGCGGAGGGCACGCAGGUUUGGACUGCUGACGUGGGAAAGGUCGAGACAAUGUCUUCGGUGAGGGGUGGCAAUGUGGCCGUGGUCAUGUCCAACAAGACCGUGAUUGUCGUCGCAGUGUCCUCCGGCGCUGUGGUGGCCCAACGUGGCUUUGGAUACAGCUACGUCACUGCUGUCGAAAUGUUCACAGAUGGUCGAGUUGCUGUGGGAGCAUACACCAACAACAGAGCUACCAAUGCGGUCCAGAUUGCUCGCAUGGAGAUCUACAGCUCGGACCUCCAAGAGCGUCUGACACAGACUUGGGGAAUGUUUACCGCAAAACAGCUGGACGAUGCUCACAACAUGGCUGACACGAGGGUGUAUGGACUGGUCAUUGACGACCUCGAGGAGCACGUCUACGUGGCUGGGGAGUCUGCAGGGGGCAACACGAUCUUCCGUUGGAAUGGCCAGGACCUUGCUACGAACACCGCCCGGGACACUGGAACCCCAAUGUGGAUGGCCAAAUCAGAUGCUCAUGUGGGCUAUGUGGGCCGCGUCCGAGCCAAAGACGGCCAUGUGUUGGGAGGCACGUUCAUCGCGCCCAUCCUUCGCUCCCAGCAGAGGCUGAACACAUUCAGGAUGAAAGGCAGUGCUCUGCAGUUCGACUCCAAGAGCAACUCCCUCUACGUCAUGGGAACCUCCACGUGUUGCAUCCCGGGUCGGACGGCUUUCACCUUGGCGGGGCAGAGGGUGGAUGGUGGGGACCCAGCUGGCUACGCUGGGAGCGACCCAAGCCUGGUUGUCUUCGACUCGGAGCUUAGGCAGCGCCGGGCAUGGACCACAUUUAGCCGCUGGCGCAACAAGGGCACACCGGCAGGCCUAUCCAUCAAGGAUGGACUCAUGACCAUUGCCGUCACCACUCACGGAGGCGAAGCAAUUACCACGCCCAAUGCCUUGUUCCCAAACGCAUCGGAAUCUGAGGACCAGACCUGCGAGAUGCCAGAAGACACCAAGCUCACGGAUGUGUGGCUGGCAGUUUUGCCGUCGCUGCCGCCGGUAGGAACACCGAAGUUCCCGAAGGACCGUCAAAGGCGCAUCUUUGUGGGCCGCCUGCGGCUGCGCGUCCGCUCGGCCGCAAGCUUCGUGGAUGACAUGGCGGCCCGAAGGGGCCUGCGGAGGGGCCUGGCCCGAGCAAUGCAGGUCCCAGAAGAUAACGUCAACAUCACCAGUGUCAGCGUGGUGCCAGCGGUGGGGGGUCGCCGGUUGGCUUCGCUGAGCGAGCUGGUUGUGGAAUACACAGUGACUGAAACAGAGGAGUCGGAGCUGGACACAGCUGCUCUUGAGGAGAUGGUCCAGAAGGUUGAGCAGAACUCGACUGCAGUCAUGGGCGAACUUGUGUCUGCCAUCGCCGAGUUGGCGCCAGAGUUUGCCACCGCCAUCGAGGAGGUCCAGGUGGAUUUAGAGGCAGUGAACAUUACUGAGAGCUCCUUGGCCACCUCUUCAACUUCAACAGAACCUUCCACCUCCUCUGCCUCCAGCAGCUCCCCGAACUCUACGGAUUCCACUUCAGAGGAGCUGGUCGCGGCGGAUGUCACGGAGAGCACUACGCAUGAGUUCCACGCAGAGCAGGAUGCUCUUAGCUCCAGCAGUGGGCAGCAAGGAGGAGCCUUGUUGUUGACAGUUUUGGUGGCGGUGCACCGUGCCAAAUGGCUAUGA